AUGGCAACACCCAGGGGCACAGCGGCCCGCCUGCGGCGCACAUUCCACUAUCCCACGGACGACGACUCCGCAGACUCCCAAGCCGAUGUCAUGGACGAAGAAGAACAAGAAGUCCUCAUCCAGCGCCUCGCAGACGAAAACGCCGCCCGGAACGCUCAGUUCAACACCUUCCUCAUCGCCCUCCCCCUUCUGACGACGAUCCCCUACCUUAUCUCGCUCUUCCGCCUUUCCGCGCCUUUGACUUCCCUGCUGUCAAUCACGUCUCUCCUCUCGACCGCCUUCCUCCUGCACACACAGCCCCCGGACGUCACUGGCAUCGCCCUCCUCGACGCCUGGUCCCACCCCAAGACGCCGCGCGGCAGCCCCUCCUCCUCUCUCGCCUCUUCGACCUCGUCCAUCUCGGGCGCGUCGUCGUCGUCAUCGUCAUCGUAUCAGCCAGUUCGUACCCCAGGCCGGACGAGGCGCAGGAGGAGCUCCUUCUCGCUUGUCAAGGACCAGAAGUCACCGCUGGAGACGUAUCUACCCUACCUCAACCUGGGGCUCUGCGCCGUGCUCGUGCUGACGGGCUUCGUGACGAGGUCGGGCGAGAGACAUGCGCUCGGCCAGGUCGGUCUGGGAAACUUGCCGGCCAUCGUGUACGUCGUGACCCUUAUCGCCAAGGUCGUCAUGGGCAGUGUGGAUCCGGAGAAGGAGUUGGCCGCGCUCAAGUACGACUUGAAGGGCGUGUGA
Molecule: messenger RNA, 729 nt
Organism: Colletotrichum graminicola M1.001
Lineage: Eukaryota; Fungi; Ascomycota; Sordariomycetes; Glomerellales; Glomerellaceae
Exons: 2
Coding region: 1-729 (242 amino acids)
Source: RefSeq, a predicted model, not a curated record